GUGGGAGCUCGCAUGGGCCGACCGGCGAUUUUGCAGUGGAGUUUUCCAUGUGCUCAUGUUAUGCAAUUUGCAUAAGCAUGGAAAAAAACACAUUUUGACCGACGAUUUUUGUUUUAAAUGCCGUCGAUUUCUACCCCUAACGCUGACAGACAUGAGGUCACUUCCUGUUCUGUGUGUCCUGCUGCUGCCCUGGUGCAUUGUGGGCCUGGAGCCAGCGACAGAUGGAAAGACAGAGGAGCAACUGUUGAACAGCUGUCUGGAUGGAAUGCACCACAAGCAGGUGCCGGGGCCGGAGGGUAGCCUGUAUCAGAAUUGUGCCCCGUGGAAGGACCGUGCGUGUUGCCGCGCCAACGUGACGGAGAAGAUGCACCAGGAGGAGCUGUUCCCGUACAACUUCCAGUGGCACCACUGCGGCCAGCUGUCCCCACAGUGUGAGCGGCACUUCAUGCAGGACAUGUGCUUCUACGAGUGUUCGCCCAACCUCGGGCCAUGGCUUGUCAAGAUCCAUAUGAAGAUCCGUAAUGAGCGGUUCGUGAACGUGCCGCUAUGUGUCUCUGACUGUAACCAGUGGUGGGAGGCCUGCAAGGAUGACAUGACCUGCUCUGGGAACUGGGGGAAGGGAUGGAACUGGACAUCUGGAGUGAACGAGUGUCCACGUGGGAACCAGUGCAAGACUUUUAAGAAAUAUUUUGGUGAUGCGACAAACUUCUGCCAGAAAAUCUGGGACGGAUCCUUCACGGUGGUCCCCGACACGGAGCCAUGUAUGACGCAGUGGUUCAACGGACUGAACCCAAACAACGCUGUCGCUCGUAAGAGAGCGAAGGAAAUCGUUCAAGCGAGUGCCGGCGAGUUGUCUGCAACUGUGAGCUAUGUGCUGCUUGGUGUUGGAGUCUUUCUAGGAAGGCUCUUGUAAAGUGUAUUAAUUCUGUGUUGAGAGGUCUUCAUUUUGGGGCGAUGUUACAUAAUGAGGUGUUUGGUACAUUCUGCUAUGCAAGCUAUUACAAGACAUUGUGUGACACUUUUGUGUAAUACUUUUAUUGGCCCCAGGUGGUCAUUGGUGCUUGGAUGUUGUUUUUGUUGUAUCAGGGUUUGGAGAAGGUUGGUGAUUUUUAUGAUCAGAAAGUCAGUCCCGACUUGGAAAGGAUACUUUUUUGUUGAUGGUAGCCCUGCUUUUUUAAUACAGGAUUUCUGGUCUAUACAUACUUUUCAGUUGUGUAUAAUUGUAUGUGUUAAAAACAGUGCAUAUUCAUUCCGUGUUUUCAUCCUUCUGAAAAAAAAACCUGGUCUAAAAAUUCUUUGGUGUUAAUAUAUAUAAGAGUGAAAACAGGAGACUUAGAGUGAUACAAAGUACCUGGCUAUAUGUGAUUCAGGUAAUAGGUAGUGUUGUUGUGAUAGAGAGGUGCUGACAAGGGCUGCCUCAAGCUUAGCUUUUAUCCUAUCAUCCCAGAAAACCCAUGCUCAACUCCUGGCAGGGUGAUUGAAUUAUUGAAC
This is a messenger RNA of Branchiostoma belcheri (Belcher's lancelet), 1491 nucleotides long. Its product is annotated as folate receptor gamma-like. The record is from RefSeq and is a predicted model, not a curated record. Lineage: Eukaryota; Metazoa; Chordata; Leptocardii; Amphioxiformes; Branchiostomatidae. Gene Ontology annotation, molecular function: signaling receptor activity. The coding region runs from base 56 to 913 and encodes 285 amino acids. Gene Ontology annotation, cellular component: external side of plasma membrane. The transcript is spliced from 5 exons.